Molecule: messenger RNA, 1560 nt
Organism: Lactuca sativa (garden lettuce)
Lineage: Eukaryota; Viridiplantae; Streptophyta; Magnoliopsida; Asterales; Asteraceae
Gene: CYP703A2
Product: cytochrome P450, family 703, subfamily A, polypeptide 2
Molecular function (GO): oxidoreductase activity, acting on paired donors, with incorporation or reduction of molecular oxygen; heme binding; monooxygenase activity
Source: RefSeq, a predicted model, not a curated record
AUGGACUUGCAACAACUAACAUUUAUUAUUGUCUUUGUGGUUCUCAUAUCAAGAAUUAUAUCAUUAUGGGUUGUCAAAUUUUCACUACAAACAGAAACACUAGGUAGACUUCCACCAGGGCCACCAAGGUGGCCCAUUGUUGGUAAUCUCCUCCAAUUAGGGUCGUUGCCUCAUAGAGAUUUGGCUUCUUUUUGUGAGCGCUAUGGACCAUUGGUAUACCUUCGUCUUGGAAAAAUCGAUGCCAUUACCACCAAUGACCCUAAGAUUAUCCGUGAGAUACUUAUCCAACAGGAUGAUGUUUUUGCAUCGCGCCCACAGACCCUAGCUGCAAUCCACCUUGCAUACAAUUGUGGUGAUGUUGCACUAGCACCUUUUGGUCCUCGAUGGAAAUGGAUGCGAAGGAUUUGCAUGGAGCAACUUCUUACAACAAAAAGACUUGAAUCUUUUGCAAACCAAAGGGCAAGCGAAGCCCAACAUUUAGUACAAGAUGUAUGGGCUUUGGCCCAAGAUGAAGGCCCGAUUAACCUUAGAGAAGUUUUAGGUGCUUUUUCUAUGAACAAUGUGACCCGAAUGUUGCUAGGGAAGCAAUACUUUGGGUCGGGCUCAGCUGGGCCAAAAGAGGCCUUGGAGUUUAUGCACAUAACUCAUGAGUUGUUUUGGUUGUUAGGUUUGAUCUAUUUGGGUGAUUAUUUACCAUUUUGGAGAUGGGUAGACCCGUAUGGUUGUGAGAAAAAAAUGAGGGAGGUGGAGAAAAGGGUGGAUGAUUUUCAUAUGAACAUAAUUGAAGAACAUAGAAAAAGAAAGAAGAACGAGGAACAAAAAGACAAAGGAUAUAUGGAUUUUGUUGAUGUUUUACUCUCUUUGACCGGUGAAAAUGGUAAAGAGCAUAUGGAUGAUACCGAAAUCAAAGCUCUUCUUCAGGAUAUGAUAGCUGCUGCAACAGAUACUUCAGCAGUAACUAACGAAUGGGCAAUGGUUGAAGUAAUCAAACAUCCUCGUGUCCUUAAGAAGAUCCAAGAAGAGCUUGACAAUGUUGUUGGUCCUGAUCGAAUGGUCUCUGAGUCGGACUUAUCAAAUCUCAACUACUUAAGAUGUGUGGUACGAGAAACCUUUCGGAUGCACCCAGCUGGACCAUUUCUAAUUCCACAUGAGUCAAUACGUGCCACAGAGAUCAACGGCUAUCACAUCCCUGCCAAGACACGUGUCUUCAUUAACACACAUGGUCUUGGGAGGAAUACACUCAUAUGGGAUGACGUCAAUGUGUUUCGUCCAGAACGACAUUUGACUGGUGAUGGGAGUCGGGUGGAGAUAAGUCAUGGAGAUGAUUUCAAAAUCCUACCAUUUAGUGCGGGAAAAAGGAAAUGUCCAGGUGCGCCUCUUGGUGUGACAUUUGUUCUAAUGGGAUUGGCUCGACUUUUCCAUUGCUUUGACUGGAGCCCGGCUGAUGGAUUGAGAUGUGAGGAUAUUGACACGGAAGAAGUGUAUGGUAUGACAAUGCCAAGAGCAAACCCCUUGAUGGCUGUUGCAAAGCCUCGUUUAGCUACUCAUAUGUAUCAAUGA